This is a messenger RNA of Hemibagrus wyckioides, 4344 nucleotides long. RefSeq names its product small ArfGAP2 (gene smap2). Gene Ontology annotation, molecular function: GTPase activator activity. Lineage: Eukaryota; Metazoa; Chordata; Actinopteri; Siluriformes; Bagridae. The coding region runs from base 404 to 1678 and encodes 424 amino acids. The transcript has 10 exons. The record is from RefSeq and is a predicted model, not a curated record. Gene Ontology annotation, biological process: regulation of clathrin-dependent endocytosis.
CUUUCAGAGGGCGGGACUUCUCGGAAUACGGGUACAGGAAAAGGAGUAGCUGUCGGUGCGCUUGGAAACUGAUCACUUAGUAUAGAUGUAGCGAUUAAAUAAGGAAGAAAAAAAAAACAGCACAGAGAAAGGAAAAAGGUCGUAUUGAUAUCCCAGUUAGGAAUUUAUAGGCAAUUCUUUUUCAGACUGAUUGAAGAGAAGCUAGGCAGCUAACAUUCACGCGCUUAGCCGCUCACGAGAUUUGAGAAUCUCAUCGAACCCGUGUUCAGCUCCGUUUAUCGCCGGCUUUUUCAGCACACGUUAUUUCUCUCAACACGAGUCUGGGUUGGAUCUCUGAAUCAGGAGACACCGACGGAAGUCUGACGCAUUGAGAAGAGGAGAAGAGGCGUGUGAAGGUGCAGAGAUGACCGGGAAAUCAGUGAAAGAUGUUGACCGUUAUCAGGCGGUGCUCUCAUCCCUGCUCGCGCUGGAGGAAAACAAGUUCUGCGCAGACUGUCGAGCUAAAGGUCCCAGAUGGGCAUCAUGGAAUUUGGGGAUCUUCAUCUGUAUCCGCUGUGCAGGAAUCCACCGGAAUCUCGGCGUUCACAUAUCCCGAGUCAAAUCUGUCAACCUGGACCAAUGGACACAGGAACAAAUUCUGUGUAUGCAGGAGAUGGGAAACGCCAAGGCACGGCGCCUCUACGAGGCCUUUUUACCUGAGUGCUUCCAGCGUCCAGAGACAGACCAAUCAGCUGAAAUCUUCAUCCGAGACAAAUACGAAAAAAAGAAAUAUAUGGACAAAUGUAUUGACAUCCAAGCCUUUCGAAAAGAGAAGAGUGAGACUGUAACAAAAGAGCCACCUGUUGUUUUUGAGAAGAUGAAGCCGAAGAAAGAAGAGCCUCAGCAAUACAAGAUUAGUCCAAAGAAGCAGUCACAGUCAGUAAAUGAUCUAUUAGGACUAGAUGCUCCUGUCGCUUCGGCUCCUGUAGCCAAUGGCAGCGCCAGUCCAGAGCAAAGUCUUUCGCUGGAUCUGUUCAGUUCCCUGCCUACAGCCACCUCACAUUCAGCCAGGAGCACACCUGGCUCCAGUUCUGUGUCCAGCUCCAUACCUAAAGGCCGGGCCGCAGCAUCGGUACCGGAGAACCUGAGCCUCUUUCUGGACCCACCAAGCAAAAAUGAAGAAAGCAGCAAAAAGAUGUCCAAAGACUCCAUCCUGUCACUGUACAGCAGUGUAACACCUCAGACCAACAUGGCUGCUAAUGCCGGUAUGUACAUGGGAGCAGCUCAAAUGGGAUAUGCACCUGCACCUGGCUAUGGGCACUACCAGGCUCUGGCCGCACAGCAGGGAAUGAUGGGAACCAUGAUGCCCCCACAGGUGAACAUGCUGGGACAGCCAGGUGUCAUAGCACCAACAGGAGUGGCCACUCCAUCGCCAUAUAUGGCAGGUGUACAUGGGGGAAUGAUGGGAGUGCAAGGGGGCAUACAGGGGGGCAUGAUGGGAGGCGUUGGGGCGCUGCCACAGCAGGCGUACGCAGUGCAACAGCCUCAGCAGCUACAGUGGAACGUCGCUCAGAUGACCCAACAAGUGGCCGGUAUGAACUUUUACGGCCAGAACCGCAUGACUGGAUACGGACAGCCCAUGGGCGGAGCCUCAGCUCCCAGCACUAAUCAGACGCUCGGCUCUCACGUAUGGAAGUGAAAGCAUGCAGGGUCGAUUUGGGAGCAUCGCAAUAAACUGUAAAAGGGAACGAGGGAGGCUUUUACAUACUCUUCAUCGAACAUUCCUUCAGCAGUGAAGGGGAAUUGUUAUUUUUCGAGGAUCGACCUCAAGAGGAAGAGUUUCUACCUCCUGUGUUUUUCAUAGCCAUUUCUUUGAAUCCUAAGACCAGAAGUGAUAUGGUCCCAGGAGUCCAGCAUCUCUCGCUCCUCUCUUUCAUAGCAGCUACACCCAAAACACAGCAGCGCUCCUGAGCUCCAACCUAAACCCCCCACCCCCAGCGUCCUUCGCUUCCUCAGACGAGUAGUAGCUGCGAAGUUUUGUUUGCAUGUAGGUUCUGAGAUUUUAAUCUGGUCUUGCGUGUUCUUUUAUUUCACCGCCAUUCCACGUUCCCUAGUGGUAAGCACUUAAUAAACCCGCAUGCACCGUUUGCUAAGCUACAUGCAUAAAAUGACAAGGAGAGAUGUCAAGGCGUAUUUGUUAAGCAUAUACCUAAGUAAUGUGAUGCUGCUGUUUUGGUCCAGGUGUUCCUGUUGGUUUUUUGUUUGUUUGUGUGUAUUUUCCCGGCUGCUUUGGAUCUUGAAGUCUCUAUCAGCUGAAUUUUAUGUACCUUUUCUCUGUGUGAUCUAGGGUACUGUGAUGGAGCUGUAGUCCUGCUACUCUCCUCCUUCCCACUCAGGAGGGAAAUGUAAGAGAAACCAUAGCCAAAGAAUGCAGAGUUAUCCAUUUCGGUAAAGAGUUUAUAACCGAUUGUUUGAAGGUUUUUUUUCUGGUGACGAGCUAUUGAUUAGUCCUGUGAUCUAUAAAUGUAUAUCUGAUGUAUGUAUAUGCGAUCGCCUCAAGCACUCAAUGCCACAUUUGAUUGUAUAAACAGAGCACUAUUUUUUCUUUUUUCUUUUCACUGUAUAUAGGGUGCUCUCCAACUGAUGAGGGUCAGACUUAAUGUGACUAAACAGCAGGGUUUUAAUCGUUUAAACCAUACCUCUCGGCUUCAGUCUGUACAGAGACCAAAUGAAUGUUUCUCACUCACCACUCGCACCCUGUGCAUCAGAUGGUACAGAUUUCAACAUGAAUGUGGUAAGGUUGUUAAAUCAGAUUGGGCAAUAUUCCUUAAUAGCUUCCACUGUGCUACACAAAGCAAAAAAGGGUUUGUUUUUUUUCCCCCCUAGAUAUUAUUGUAACAAAACAUAUCUCAUGCUGUUUUUCGUUCUUAGUUGAGGUCACACAUCUCUGUGGCUGACCGCUGUGUAAUAUUGAAUGUUUUUUUAAGCAUUCAUUUUAUUUCUGCACCUAAAUGUGAAACCUUAUAUACAUAUAUAUAUUCUAUAUAUUCACAUUCCAUGCUAUAGUUUUUGUCCAAACAUCUUGAAUAUUUCACUUCCUCAUAAUCAAGACAUUCUUAAAUAAAAUAUCCAAACAUAAUUAAUCAGUAUAAUCAUGUAUUCUUCAGUGGCUUCCGAGAAUAAUUUCAUUUUAAAAAAGUUUUGGUUCUACUUUACCCACAAUGCUAGUCCUCAACCUGCCAAUAGUGAGACCGCUACCUAAAAAUAGUAGUGCGGCAGCGCUUGAGUCCUUUAAGACCAUCCAUCUCUCUCUCACUUCCUCAUCUGUACAGUCUGUUCAAACAGAACAUCGGCCUGCAGAAGCCGAGUCUGUGCCGUAACUCGUAACACACACGUGUUGUAUAGCUGCAUUGUGUUUUGGGUCCAAAUUUUGCUGUCCCCACUAAUACUACGCUGGAUUUCACAUUAUCGCUGGAAAGUGCAACCGCUGACCUCAUUAGCAUAAUGCUUAGCGCUAAUCAACAGCAGAAAAACUCAUCGAGUAUUUCAGUGGAAACAUAUUUAAUGUGUUUCAGGGUGGAGUCACUUUGUUAAACAUGCAUGCAUGUCUGACUGAAGAAUCUAACAUUUUACCCAACAAUAUUUUUAAAGUUACUAGGAGGAAAAACUAUAGAUUGAUCAUUUGAAAUGAUCCCAAGCAAACUGCAUUGCUACAAAACCCAAAAAGUGACACUUCAACUGUUCGUGCUGUUUAAUUGUGUUGUGGAUGGCUGUUAAGCACAGGAGAGAAAACGUACAUUCCUCUGUGUAAAACGAACCAUAAAGCAAUACCGGAUUAGCAACAAAGCAUGGAGUACGCUGUUUCAUCAACGAUAGAAAUUAAAGCGCCGUCAGCGUUACUGUGGUAUCGUGUAGGCUGAAUAUUAUUAACAUGCACAUACAACACACACAGGCUUUUUCUCGUUCACCUUCGAUAACCUGCGAGAAUUGUUUUGUUCAUGGCAAAAAAUUUUUUGAAAUGCUUGUAUUAAAGGUUCCUGAGCAGUGCAUGUGGCCUCAUGGUUGGACAGAAUCAGUCUGAGGUAUGACCUUUUCCUCUUUAGUGUUCUGGUGCUAAUGUUUGUUCGGACUGUGUGACCGGAAGGACAGAGGAUGAUUCCGGAUGUGUGGAUUUUCAGUACCAGAGCGAAGCAAAGUUUAAUCAUCAAGGUUCAGCGUUAUGAAUGCAUAUAUUUGUGGAUAAACUGAAUGAUUAAUGCUUAAUCAUGUCUGCUUCCUUUUGAUAUGUUUUAGGGUUUUCAAAAUGUGUAUAUUAUGAAGGCUGAAUUAAAGAAUAACGUAAUAAAGAAAUGUAUUUUAUCCUCA